Syngnathus acus (greater pipefish) is the source of this 2075-nucleotide messenger RNA. RefSeq names its product WW domain containing oxidoreductase (gene wwox). The record is from RefSeq and is a predicted model, not a curated record. Bases 143 to 1387 code for a protein of 414 amino acids. Lineage: Eukaryota; Metazoa; Chordata; Actinopteri; Syngnathiformes; Syngnathidae. The transcript is spliced from 9 exons. Gene Ontology annotation, molecular function: protein binding.
AUCAAACACCGCGGCAAGCGUCAUCAUAUUAUUGCGGAAGUACCAGACUGCACCGUGACUCUCGGCUAUUUUUGUUUUGGUUUCUAAGACGCUAGUGUCACUGUGCACGGAACUUGCAUUAAGUUUCCCAUAUUGAAACGCAAUGGCAGCUCUUAAGUACGCUGGUAUGGACGAUACUGACAGCGACGAUGAGUUACCUCCUGGAUGGGAGGAAAGAUCAACGAAAGAUGGAUGGGUCUACUAUGCAAACCACGAUGAGAUGAGGACACAGUGGGAACACCCCAAGACUGGAAAGAAGAAACGUUGUGCUGGAGAUUUGCCAUAUGGCUGGGAGCAAAACACCAAUGAACAUGGUCAAAUUGUUUACGUUGACCACAUCAAUAAGCGAAGCACUCAUUUCGACCCCCGCCAAGUGUUUACUGUGGAGGAUGUGACGGUGAAGCCAAAACGCUAUGAUGGCAACUCUGCGGCUUUGGAGAUCCUUCAAGGUCGGGAUCUGUCCGACAAGGUGGCCCUGAUAACUGGCGGCAACUCAGGCAUUGGCUUUGAGACAGCCAGGUCUUUUGCACUGCAUGGCGCCCGUGUUAUCCUGGCCUGCCGAAACCUUUCCCGGGCCAACAAGGCCAUCAGCGCCAUACAGGAGGAUUGGCACAAAGCCCAAGUGGAAGCCAUGAUGUGCGACCUGGCCUCUUUCCGCAGUGUCAGGGAGUUUGCAGACUCCUUUAAAGCCAAAAAGCUGCCCUUGCACAUUCUGGUGUGCAAUGCAGCGGUGAGCACUCAGCCUUGGACUUUGACCGAGGACGGCCUGGAGUCCACUUUUCAGAUCUGCCAUCUGGGUCACUUCCUGCUGGUCCAGUGCCUGCAGGACGUGUUGCGUUGCUCGGCGCCCGCCCGUGUGGUGGUGGUAUCGUCAGAGUCCCACAGGUUCACAGACUUGUUAGACUCAUGCGGUAAGGUGGAUCUGGCGCGGUUGUCGCCCCCGCGGAAGGAGUACUGGUCCAUGUUGGCCUACAACCGCGCCAAGCUGUGCAACAUCCUGUUCAGCAAUGAGCUGCACCGCCGCCUUUCUCCGCACGGGGUGUCGUCCAACGCCUUGCACCCUGGCAACAUGAUGUACACGGCCAUUCACAAGAGCUGGUGGCUCAUGACCUUCCUCUUCACCCUGGUCAGACCGUUCACCAAGUCGCUGCAACAAGGCGCCGCCACCAGCGUGUACUGCGCCGUGGCUCCCGAGCUGGAGGGCCUGGGAGGAAUGUACUUCAACAACUGCUUCCGCUGCGAGCCCUCCACCCAAGCCCAGGACCCGGAUGCCGCUGCAAGCCUGUGGGAGCUGAGCGAGCGCCUGGUGGCGCAGGGCGAGACCAUUGCCCAGGUCCGGACCCUCUGAGGUUCAGAGAGCCACGCUCGGUGUGGGGAAGCCUCAUUGACUGUGUUGUUUGAUAGAGCUGCCAAAGGCAGACUGUGUGUUUGGGCACGGCACUUCACAAUGGGGUGAGAAAGCAUGGGGAUGAAGUCAGAUACACUACUUGAUGGGAAGGGGAACAAUUUACACUUGGGUUCUGGUCCUUUUUUUCUUGAUUUUUCUCCCUGUUAAGAACAAUCUUCUGUGAAAGUAAAUGUUCAUUAAUAGAAAUUCUCUCUGUAGUUUGUCUGUUUGAUUCCAGCAAUAGUGUGACAAAUAGUUGUAGUAGUCGUAGUAAUAUUAGGGCCACACUGAAAAGAAAAAAUGAGAAGGGGAUAUGGUGGCCAAAAAAAAUCUUGCCUUUUACUUUAUUUACAAGAAAAAUAAGAAUCAGAAUGUUUACGAAGUAUGUGAUUUUAUGAAAGUAGUUAUAUUGCUGCAAGAAAAAAAAACAAGGUAGGUUUAUAGUUUUUCAAAAUAAAAAAAACAACAGUUAAUCGGGAAAAAGUACACUAACGCUAGUCAAAUUUAAAGACAAAGUCAUUUUACAAGAACAAGGUCAUACUUUUAAAACUGUAAAGUGCAAUAUUACCAGUUUAAAUGUAAUUUUUAGAUUAAAGUGAUGGUUUUGCAAAAAAAAAGUCUGAUUUGUAAAAGUUUGAAUAUUGUAAUA